Trichoderma virens Gv29-8 is the source of this 891-nucleotide messenger RNA. RefSeq lists its product as uncharacterized. NCBI's taxonomy places the organism in Eukaryota, Fungi, Ascomycota, Sordariomycetes, Hypocreales, Hypocreaceae. The record is from RefSeq and is a predicted model, not a curated record. The transcript has 2 exons. The annotation marks the transcript as partial.
GUUCCCAUUCUCAAGAGGUUGUACGGAAUCCCAGGUCUCGACGAUGCGAUUUCCCAAGUUGCAAUUACUUUCUGUCAGCUAGUCUUCUACGACGACCCCAGAAUGUGGUGGCAGAGUGCCGUUUUCCUCACCGAUUAUGCUGGUGUCACUGCCAUAUUGAUGCUCGAGUCUCUAAGAAACGCCAACAGGGGAACUUUCUUUCAGACCUUCGCCGUGCCCCUGUUUAUCGCCCAAUUUGUGACUUUUGGAAACACUGCACCACUAUACUUUUACUUUUUCUACGUCAAUUCUCCAUUGAAAAAGUAUUCCACCGCCAGCGCCCGACUGAUUGACGGAGCGGGUGUGCUUGCCAUUCUCCCAACGAUGCUUGUGGUCUUCUUCAUCCCUCAUCUCAUAUCUCUCUUUCACCCUGAUUUGGAGACCAGACACUUGGCGAACUGGAUAUGGCAGGUUUACCCGGUAUGGGGCUCAAUUCUCCUUUUUACACUAUCCAGUGUGAUAAGGCUCUUCCUUGAUGACAAAACCGAAGCUGUUAAACGCCGUGAUAUGACGGGCAUCCGUGUCGUCGGGGGACUCAUGAUAACGCUUAGUGCGAUGGCCUAUUGGUAUACGCUUCUCUUUUCCCCUUUGUCUGUUUCAGAAGCGUUUAUACCGAAAUAUUUUAUCGAGCUUCCCCAGGACACGUCAACGUCGCUUCUUUCCAUCUUCCAGUAUGACUACAUUCUCUCUUUUACGUCAAUCUUGCUUUGGCUGGCAUAUCACUUGGGAGAUUUGAAGAGUGCUGGAAUUUGUCAACUAUCUUGGGCUCGAAUCCUGCUUUCUUCUGUUGUCAUUGGCUGUCUUGGUGGUCCAGGAGUGUUAGUCUGGGCUGGAUGGCUUACGAGGGAAGAG